CCCUACAUGGCUGCGACCCCAGGAGCGGAGCGUCGUGGCCACUAAGACCUCGUGCCCUUCGACUGCUUGGCUGAUUCGGGACCCUGCCGUAGAACGUGCCCCGCUGGGGGCCCCCGACUCAGCCAUGCUGGCCUGUCUGCAGAGGACCCAAAACCCACCGGGCCAGCACCUGGCCUGCCCGAGCAAGAGUCUGGAGCUGCGCAAGUGUGAGACAACGGCGAGCUCCAUGCAUUCCUCCCGCUACCCAAGCCCAGCCGAGCUGGACGCCUACGCCGAGAAGGUGGCCAACAGCCCGCUGUCCAUCAAGAUCUUCCCCACCAACAUCCGCGUGCCGCAGCACAAGCACCUCAGCCGCACCGUCAACGGCUACGACACCAGCGGCCAGCGCUACAGCCCCUACCCUCAGCACGCUGCCGGCUACCAGGGGCUGCUGGCCAUUGUCAAGGCCGCCGUCUCCUCCUCCAGUGCAGCCGCCCCCGCCGGGCCCGCCAAAAGCGUGCUCAAGAGUGCCGAGGGCAAGCGGACCAAGCUGUCGCCAGCCACCGUGCAGGUGGGCAUUGCGCCCUACCCAGCGCCCAGCACCCUGGGGCCCUUGGCCUACCCCAAGCCACCCGAGGCGCCUGCCCCGCCACCCGGCCUGCCCGCUGCCGCCACUGCCGCCUCAGUCAUCCCCCUGCCAGGUCGGGGCCUGCCCCUGCCGCCCUCUAACCUGCCUUCCAUCCACAGCAUCCUCUACCAGCUCAACCAGCAGUGCCAGGCCCCGGGCGCUGCACCCACCACCUGCCAGGCUGUGGCCGUUCCCCACCCCAGCCCGGCCAAGCACGGCCCUGUGCCCAGCUUCCCCAGUAUGGCCUACUCAGCCACUGCCGGCCUGCCCGACUGCCGGAAGGGUACAGAGCUGGGGCCUGGAGCCACCCCAGCCCUGACCCUAGCUGGGGCCUCCAAGCCUGCAGGGUACGUGGAAGGUGGCCUAGAUUACCUGCUGUGGCCGCAGAAGCCACCCCCGCCGCCACCCCAGCCCCUGCGCACCUACAGCAGUGGCACGGUGGCCAGCAAGUCCCCGGAGGCCUGUAGCAGCCGGGCCUACGAGCGGGCCAGCGGGUCACCCCUCAACUGCAGCGUGGGGCUGCCCGCCAGCUUCACCGUGGGCCAGUACUUCGCUGCCCCCUGGAACAGCGUGCUGGUGACCCCAACCAGCGACUGCUACAACCCCGCCGCAGCGGCAGCAGUGGCGGUGACUGAGCUGGGGCCCGGAGCCACCCGGGAGCUAGCGGGGCCUCCUGCAGACGCCCUGGCGGGCCUGCCCAGCAAGAGCGUGUGCAACACGUCGGUGCUGAGCAGCAGCCUGCAGUCGCUGGAGUACCUCAUCAACGACAUCCGUCCGCCCUGCAUCAAGGAGCAGAUGCUGGGCAAGGGUUACGAGACGGUGGCCGUGCCGCGGCUGCUUGACCACCAGCACGCCCACAUCCGCCUGCCCGUCUACAGAUAGGUCUGCCCGGCAGAUGGUCGGACAGAUGGACAGUGCGCCAGGUGGGGGCGCAGGCUGAGGAGCAGGGUGGGUGGCUCCCAGGAUGCCCCGCCCCACGCCCUUGGGAUGCCCCGGAAAGCCAGGCUUGGGGCAGACGGAGGGGGGCAGGGUGACCUCACCUACUGAGACCCUCUCCCCAUCACUGCCCCAGGACACGGGGAGAGCCUGAGGGGGGCUGGGGACACCUACACCUUCCUCCAGCCAGGCUGCGGGGGCAGGGAGUGAGAAGCCACUUACACACAGGGAUGGUUCUUUCUGGGUCUCUGCCGGAGGACCUCAGGCUGGGGUGGGGAGUCAUGCAUUGUGUCCCCCUGCCCCCACAAGCCCCUGAAAAAGGAGCAGAUCGGGCCUAUAAGAAGUCACUGGGCCCAAGAUAGUCCCACACCAGCCAACCCAGGUGAAGAUCACUCUGACCUUAGAAUCCUAGAGGCCCUAGGACUACUGGUCCCUGUUCCUCCUCCCUCAGAUUCUCUCCCCAAGCCACUCCUUCCGAACAGAAUCACCUUCCCACCCCCACCCUCUACACCCUGGACCAACAUCUUCCCCUUUCUCUCCAAUACAUCUUAUAGGGCUGCUGGGCACAGUUACGCAGGCUGUGCACUGCACAAAGGCACCUCGUCUGAGGAGACACCACUUGCAUUCUAGACUUGUGUAUUUAUUACAAUUUUCUGCAUCUUGAGGAAGGGGCACCAUUUUCCUGUUCGCACAAAGGCACCAUAGGGGUUUAAUAAUGGACCUGACCCCAGGCCCCUCAGACCCCAUUCGGAGGGACUCUACCUUGUCUAAAGUAAGCCUGGAAGGUGUGGGGGGUCCUCCUGGGAGCCAGUGAGGGGGCGGGCUAUUGGUUUUGGAACCAUCCAACUCCUGCAGUCCACCCCGCAAGGCCUAGGGGCAAGAGAGGCAGGGGCCCCCCAAGGCCUGAAGCCCCCCUGUCCGGCCCCCUCCCCUGGCGCUCCAGAAGCGGUACUGUAUCUCUCUCCAAGGCCUGUUCAAGCACUAAGUGCAUUUACAAAUCUCUGAGAAUGUUUUUUUUUAUACUAAAAUUGACCAUUAUAUUCUACUGUGAGAAGUGCAGCCUGCACUAUAUUGUUUUAAAAACGAAGAGAAAGAAAAAAAGAGGAAAACACA
Chinchilla lanigera (long-tailed chinchilla) is the source of this 2656-nucleotide messenger RNA. It is a transcript of the gene Fam222a, whose product is annotated as family with sequence similarity 222, member A. NCBI's taxonomy places the organism in Eukaryota, Metazoa, Chordata, Mammalia, Rodentia, Chinchillidae. The transcript has 3 exons. The record is from RefSeq and is a predicted model, not a curated record. Bases 125 to 1489 code for a protein of 454 amino acids.